Messenger RNA from Nelumbo nucifera (sacred lotus), 1699 nucleotides. RefSeq names its product RHOMBOID-like protein 10 (gene RBL10). Gene Ontology annotation, cellular component: chloroplast membrane. The record is from RefSeq and is a predicted model, not a curated record. Lineage: Eukaryota; Viridiplantae; Streptophyta; Magnoliopsida; Proteales; Nelumbonaceae. Gene Ontology annotation, molecular function: serine-type endopeptidase activity.
CUCGCUGGUAGGUCUCCCUGGGAAGAAGAAGAUGGAAGCUGUGCCUUCGCCCUUCAGGUUUCCGAUUUCAAGAGGAGGCCCCACCCCUGUACACCUCCUCACAACCGCCGCUGCUCUGCGCCUCGGCGACAUUCUCCACCUCCAAACCCGCCACCACCUCGAAUCACGAUUACAUGUUCUUCUUCGUUCCUCCUUCAAGGGAUUCUCUCAUUUUGGUCAUGUAUAUGGGUUAAAAAAUGCAUGGCUUGAAGGACCACUUCUAUUCAAAGGAUUUUGUUUUCUUGAAUCACCAAAUGAUUCUCUCUCAACCAGAUUUAAAUCUUACUUAUGUUUCUUUAGUGCCAAAGAUUCUAAAACUGAGUUUGGAGAUGAGGGAAAGUCAUAUUUGGAGACUCCUAAGAGAAGGCCCCCUAAUGGGAGACUGUGGACCAAUGUUCUCCUUGCACUCAAUAUCUUGGUUUAUGUUGUACAAAUUGCAACCCAAGGGAAGCUGUUACUGUGGGGUGCUAAGAUUAAUAGCCUCAUUGAUAAGGGACAAUUAUGGCGGUUAGCUACUUCAUCUUUUUUACAUGGAAAUGUUGGGCAUCUCAUGGUCAAUUGCUAUUCUUUGAAUUCUGUUGGUCCCAUGAUGGAGAAUAUCAGUGGCCCCAGGAGAUUUCUUGCUGUUUAUUUCACUUCUGCAAUUGCAAGUUCAGCGAUGAGUUACUGGUUUUGCAAAGCACCUGCAGUUGGUGCGUCAGGGGCCAUUUUUGGAUUAGUUGGGUCAUUUGCAAUGUUUGUCUUGAGGCAUAGAAAUCUUUAUGGGGGUGGGAACCAAGAAUUACAGCAAAUAGCAAAUGUGAUUGCCCUAAACAUGAUGAUUGGGAUUUUAUCCAAAGGCAUUGAUAAUUGGGGACAUUUGGGAGGUUUUCUUGGUGGAGUUGCCACAUCAUGGCUUCUGGGCCCUGCAUGGAAGUAUAAAUCCCGGUCCAAUGAUGGAAAAUUGGUUUUUUCUGACAGUGCACCAAUUUUCUAUCUUAUUGAUAGGAAAAGAGCAACUUAGUAAUCCAACUUAAUUGUGAGUCUGUGACCCUCAUCAGCUGCAUUUUGCCAAUACAUUUACCACCGAUGCUAUUUUCAUCUUUUCUUUUGGAAUGUUGAAAAUACAGCAUGUGCAAGCAGAAUAUGUUCACACCUUGUUAGUGGAGUUAAGAUGAAGACCAUGAAUAGAAAUGGAAAUAUAAAACAGCUUGUAACAAGGUGUAAGGUACACUAAGCAAUGGGACUACAACAAAUUGAAAUAGAAGGGGAUUUGAAAGUAAUAGGAUGGCUGCAGUCAGGUUGUUUGGGUGCAUAGAUACAUUGGCAACUGAUGAGGGAAAUUAUCAGCCUAACAAGGGGGAUUGAUGCUUGCUUCAAGUGGAUAAGAAGAUCAGCUAAUGGAUUAGCACAUACCUAGCAAAACAGGGGAUUGUUGGGGGGAAUAUGUUUUGGGCAGUGUUGUAACUCGGUGAUUGUAUUCCAAACCCCUACACUAGGGGUGACAGGUGUAUUUUAAAAUCUGUUUAACGAAGUUACUGUUUCCAAUAAAAAAUCUUUUUCUCUUAAAUCUUCUGUAACACUGUAUAAUGUCAGGUCUAUUAUCAGGGGUCAUGAUUCAUUGUGUAUUGUAAUUUUAACAUUGUAUUAAUUCCUUCCACUUAAGCUAUUUUUUAUCAUA